Owenia fusiformis is the source of this 2788-nucleotide messenger RNA. NCBI's taxonomy places the organism in Eukaryota, Metazoa, Annelida, Polychaeta, Sabellida, Oweniidae. The record is from the annotation of a GenBank genome assembly.
UAUACUUUUAACUUAUAUGAUUAUUAUGUAAACAUACAUAUGUAAAGGUCAUGUUAGUUGAACUGAAUAGUUUCAGAUGAUAUAUGAUAUAGGUCACGUUGAGAGCUCUGGUAUUUAAGAAUAUAGUGUUACAAAAUAAAUUUAGAUUAUUUCCUCAUUUGUCACAGUUUCCUAUGAUGAAGCUUGAAAGAUUUUAAUAAGUAGGUGAACUUUAAUAUUUUGCCUCUAAAUUCACAGUUAAAAAUUUUAUUUAGAUUUGAUUAGUUAGUUGUACUCAGCCUUAUACAUAAAUAGUUCAAUCCUAGAACUCUUUAAGAGAUAGAGUCGAAGAACAUGUACAAAUUUAUAGCACAGUGCAAGCUACUGGAUCAUGUGAAGUUGGAAGUGAAAGAGUUAAUUAGGGUGGAUAUGGCUACAAUAUAAGUGCUAACCUAAACCGUGACGCAGUGUUAUGUAAUCUCGCCAGCCAGAAUGUGGCCUUAUAUGGAGAUGAAACGGAACCACGUAACUUUCCAAUUGUGUCAGCUGACAUAUCACACCCACAGAGUACCAUGUCACAUAUGAGUUCUACAGAAUCUUACCUACACCUGAAUGGGCACUCCAGCCAUGGGCACACUGGCCACAACUCACAUAUACAACCAUACGAAAAUCCUGUGGAUUUAUCACGACGCCAUAUUAAAGUAGAAAAUGUGGGAUAUUCACAACAUAAUGGAGGGAUGACAUCUUCGGUGCAAGUAGGAAUCCCUGAACAACCACAUGAACCUGUUGCACAUCUCAUACCAGGGUCCCUCACCCCUCCAGACAAGAUCAAUGGGGACAUGGUUACCAUGGCAACCACUAGCCCUCUCAGUAUUUCUACCAUGGCAACCUCCAUACAGACCCCACCAAGCCCUAUACCCACACCCUCACCACCUGGGGGACACGACCCAAGACAUUAUAACGGCACAUUUAUAGACCAGAGAUUAACCCGUGAAGCUAUGAGGAAGUACCUACGGGACAGAGGUGACCAGAUUUUAGUGAUUUUACAUGCAAAAGUUGCACAAAAAUCUUAUGGAAAUGAAAAAAGAUUUUUUUGUCCCCCACCCUGUAUAUAUUUAUUUGGAAAUGGUUGGAAGAGGAAAAAAGAAAGCAUGGACAGAGAGGGCGCUAGUGAGAGUGAUGGUGUUGUUUGCGCAUUCAUGGGAAUCGGCAAUUCCGACCAAGAAAUGGUUCAACUGAACUUAGAGGGAAAAAAUUACUGUGCUGCCAAAACAUUAUACAUAUCGGACUCUGAUAAAAGAAAACAUUUUAUGCUAUCUGUCAAAAUGUUCUAUGGCAAUGGACAAGAUAUUGGUGUAUUUGCCGGAAAAAGAAUUAAAGUGAUAUCAAAACCAUCAAAAAAGAAACAGUCAUUAAAAAAUGCAGAUCUAUGUAUAGCAAGUGGCACUAAGGUGGCUCUGUUCAAUAGGCUGCGGUCACAGACAGUUAGCACACGGUACCUCCAUGUUGAUGGAGGAAACUUUCAUGCCAGUUCUACACAAUGGGGGGCUUUCACGAUACACCUAUUGGAUGACAACGAGAGUGAAAGCGAAGAGUUUACUGUAAGAGAUGGCUACAUCCACUAUGGUUCUACUGUCAAACUGGUCUGUUCUGUUACGGGAAUGACUCUGCCUAGACUAAUUAUUCGUAAGGUAGAUAAACAGACUGCUCUGCUAGAUGCAGAUGACCCCGUCUCUCAACUACACAAAUGUGCCUUCUUCAUGAAAGAUACUGAACGUAUGUACCUCUGCCUAUCUCAGGAAAGAAUCAUCCAAUUUCAGGCAACCCCAUGCCCAAAGGAGCCAAAUAAAGAAAUGAUCAAUGAUGGUGCGUCAUGGACAAUAAUCAGUACAGAUAAAGCUGAAUACACAUUUUAUGAGGGUAUGGGUCCUGUAAAAGCACCAGUUACACCUGUGCCAGUGGUACACAGUCUACAUUUGAAUGGUGGAGGAGACGUUGCAAUGUUGGAAUUGACAGGAGAGAAUUUCACGCCAAACAUGAAAGUCUGGUUUGGUGAAGUAGAAGCUGAAACUAUGUAUAGGUGUGAAGAAAGCAUGUUGUGUGUGGUGCCAGACAUAUCUGCAUUCAGAGCUGGCUGGAAGUGGGUCAGGCAACCCUUACAGGUGCCUGUGUGUUUAGUACGUAGUGAUGGUAUUAUAUAUGCAACCGGACUAACUUUUACAUAUACACCUGAGCCAGGUCCUCGGCCAUCGUGCCCUGAAGCACAUAGACUCGUUCAAGGAGAUAAUCCGCCACGUCCUUUAGACACUACAGAAAAUGCACCAUUUGUGUAGCAAUGUAAAAUAAAUAAGGAUCGUGGCAAUAAUGUGUUUAUAUGGCUGGCAAUAUGUUAUAGCAGGUAUGGCUAGAGAUAGGAGAGAGCCUUCAUAUAUACCUGGCAAUGACAGGAAUUUAAGGCAAGCAAUAUGGCCUGGUGAUGAUAUAUGUAUGCAAGGCCUGACAAUGGAGCAUUGAUUUGCCAAUGGGGAAAAUGCUUAGUGUCAGGAAAGAUAGUGAAUUACUCUGUAGAAGGGUUAUGUUCAGCUGGAGCAUCAGUCAUUCAUGUUCUAAAUGGACCCAUUUAAAAACAAGGCAGCCCUGUGGACUGUUUAAAGCUUAGAAACCAUGUGGUCCAAUGAACUGUUUGAACUUGAAACCAGAAGGCCCCAUGGACUAUGAACUUAGGAAACCAGGUGGACUGUUUGAACUUUGGAAACCAGGCAGCCCUGUUGGCUCUGGUCUGUUAGGUGAGAAAGGGCCAGCAAACUUU